AUGACCCUGAAGGGAUCUGUGAUCGAGGCUGCAGUACCUUAUUGCCCCGCAACCGUCCGUGGUCAUGGUCUAUUGAUUGGAGUGACUGCACACUCGGGUCUGGUUAAUACCUGCAUCCCAGCGCUAGUAGCUAAGAUAACUGGCGUGGAUGUGUUGAUUCAUCAGCCCAUUUACUGCCCACUGCUGAGAAAAGACUUCUUCUUGCAUAACCUAUGCAUGAGCAUAUUAAUCACCACGAUCCCCAAGGUGAACUGGCGAUUUCAAACGUAUGAUUUUGGCGUGUCUUGUCCAGUACCCUGGAAGUAUAAGGAUAAAUUCCCCAACGGAACAAAUUUGUGUGAUCUACUGAUUAAUGUUCCGGAUCUUAGUGUGAGAGCGAUAAAUGAGCUGACGGAUUACCUGAUGAUCAAAAUGCUGCUUCUACUAUUCCUGACAAUAAUUGGGACAGUUUACACUGAAAACUGUUCAUAUAUAUACAAUGGAAUGCCAUACGAUAGAACAGCAGUUCUAACAAUAAAAGGAUUACCAACCAACUUGGUGAUUAAUCCAGUUAACGAUGAUCUUCACUUCACACUAAUUGAUUUAGAUAGUCUACAGAAUGAUAAGGUUCAAACUAAAAUGGAUCAGUACGUAUUUAGUAAAGGACAGCCAAUCAAAAUUGAUAAUGUAAAUGGGCAAGCAGCUGCAGUAGAUAUGAAGAACAAAAAGACUUAUAUAGCAAGUGACGAUGGACUUUAUUAUUUAGAUGAAAGUAAUAAAGCUCAAUUUUUAAGUCUCAAAGAUGAUGACAUAGUUCAACUCUUCAAACCACCAAGCGAUGAUAAACUGUACGCAGUUUUCUUCCCAGAAAAUGAACUAUUCGUAAUUGAUGUUAAAAAGAAUGAGAAAAAGAAAGUUGAUAAUGUGCCUUGCGCAUUUAUUCUAGCAGUUGAUGCUCAAGAGAAUAUUUAUUACGAAUGUGAUUCUAAAUAUGUUAAGGUUAUUCUAAAAGGUUUCCAAGAACCUAUUGAGUUUGUUGGAAUAGCUAAAAAUUCUGCUAGGGCAAUCGCAGUGGAUUCUUACAACAGAGUCGUAUUGGCUACUAACGAUGGUCUUUAUUGGAUCAGACCUGACAAUAUUAUCCCUAACAAAUUCAUGGACCUAGACUUUGUGCCUUCUGGUUUGGCGUUUGAUUACGAAGAUAUCUACGUGGCUGCCAGUGGAGUUAUCUACAAGUACAGCGCUAAUGGUUAUACUAUAAACGGUUGUCAUGAACCUGCGUUCACAAUGAGGAGCCUGACGAUUAUCCUGUCCGUUUUUACCAUUUUCAUUGCUGGAUAUAACACAGAAAAAUGCGAACGAAUCAAAAUCGGAAACGAAUUCUACAAGCGACAACUAAUUGCUACGAUAGACGGCUACCCAACAGGAAUGGUGAUAGAUCCAAGGACGGACCACAUUUUCUUCAUCCUUCAUAAAAGAAAUUACACCAAGGGAAUACACCUUCUAAAACAUGGAUCCUUAGGUAUCAAAGAACUCCCAGUUUCUGAUGAAUUACUUGGCCAAUGUGUGGCUAUAGAUACUGCCAACAAUGUGAUCUAUAUUGGUACCAAUCAAGGCCUAGUCACUUAUGAUUAUUCAAGAACAGAAAUUACUGCUGAAAGGCCGAUUGGAGACGAUGAUGUGCGAAGCAUUUUUAUAGAUAAGACGGAUAACCAAAUGUAUAUAGCAACAGGAUCAAAUCACGAAAUUUUCCGUUUCAUGAACGGCUCAGCUGCUGUGAAACGAUAUGACAAAAUUCCAAAAGCCUACAGCUUCAUUCUGGAUAGCAAAGGCAAUGCUUUCUACGAAUAUAUUGAUGGUCCGAUACGAGCCCAGGGAUGGAUACAUAAUGGUAAACCACCAGCGAAGGCCAUUGACACCCGUAACACCAGAGGAGUAACGACUGCGUUGCUGGCUUUCCGGGUAAAAGGGGAUUUCGGGGAUUUAAGGAUACUAGAGUGA
Messenger RNA from Spodoptera exigua (beet armyworm), 1980 nucleotides. The record is from the annotation of a GenBank genome assembly. Lineage: Eukaryota; Metazoa; Arthropoda; Insecta; Lepidoptera; Noctuidae.